This is a messenger RNA of Didymosphaeria variabile, 1527 nucleotides long. RefSeq lists its product as uncharacterized. Gene Ontology annotation, molecular function: protein binding. Gene Ontology annotation, cellular component: SCF ubiquitin ligase complex. Gene Ontology annotation, biological process: SCF-dependent proteasomal ubiquitin-dependent protein catabolic process. NCBI's taxonomy places the organism in Eukaryota, Fungi, Ascomycota, Dothideomycetes, Pleosporales, Didymosphaeriaceae. The transcript is spliced from 2 exons. The record is from RefSeq and is a predicted model, not a curated record. The coding region runs from base 1 to 1527 and encodes 508 amino acids.
AUGGACUCGACCGAACAGGAGCUCGAGGCCUUCCGUCAGAAAUGGAGGGCCGAGGUCACUGCCAGGACCAAGGGCACGCAGCCGGCAUCACCAAGGACAACGCAGGCAUCGUCAAGCAGAGCGCCUAAGAAUAAGGGCCCUGACGUGCCAUCCCACGUGCGCCACCACAGUGAAGACGUAGACGAGGCAGCGCCUCACGCGUACCAUGACCUGAGCGAGAAGCAGCAUGGAAGGCGCCUGGAUGAAACCAGUGCGCUCGCCCCUUCAUUGGGUGCGGAACCAAAGUCUGCGCUGGACCAUUACGAGAAAGCAGUAGAGAAGGAGACCCAGGGCAGUUUGGGGGACAGCUUGAAUCUGUACCGGAAGGCUUUCAAGCUCGACGAUAGCGUUCAUGAAAAGUACAAGGCGAAACAUUUCCCUCCCAAACCUCCACACCCAAAGCCGAAACCUCAAGACCCCAAUUCCUCAAAUGCCCCGGUCACGGUUCCUGAUACUGCCCAUCACUCCCUACAAGGCCUCCGACCGACCCUACAGUCGAUGAUCGAGGCUUUCUCCGCCCUCUCCAUCCUAGGCGACGAGCCACCGACUGACUUCUCCCCGCCACCUCCAUGUCCCAUCGCCGCCACCCCUGAGGAGAUCCUUGUUGAGAUCCUCGAACAUGUCGCCCUUCAAGACGUAGCAUCAUUUGCCCGCCUGAGCCAGGUCUGCAGACGCCUUGCAUAUCUUGUGACCACCGAAGAGCGAGUCUGGAAACGCAUCGCCCUAGGUCAUGAGUACGGAUUCGCAGCCAUGCAUUAUACCUGGUCCUGCCAGGUCGACGGCAAACCUCUCGGAGACGAUGACCAAGGCGGUUACAUUCUCGGCCCACAUUUCUCAGAUCCCAUCGUACCCACUCCCUUUCCCCAAAACAUGACCCCCCUCCUUGUACCAUCAGCCUACCCAACCUAUCGCACCCUUUUCCGCCGCCGACCCAGAGUCAGGUUCAACGGAUGUUAUAUCUCCACGGUGAACUACACCCGUCCUGGCGCCUCAUCCCCCACGAGCAUAACCUGGAACUCGCCCAUCCACAUCGUGACAUACUAUCGCUACCUCCGCUUCCUGCGCGACGGGACUUGCAUUUCCCUCCUGACAACCUCCGAACCCUCCGACGUAGUUCCUUACCUCUACGUCGAGAACAUGCACAACAAUCACCACAACCUUCCGUCCGCUCCGAUGAAGGAUGCGCUACUAGGUCGGUGGAGGCUGACGGGACCGGAAGUCCCUGGUGUUGAGGACGGCGAGAAGGAGGGCACGCUGGAGAUCGAGACGGCGGGUGCAACGCCAAAGUACAUGUAUAAGAUGUAUCUAGACGUAGGUAUCGCGGGGCGUGCGGCUAGAAACAAUAAGCUUGGUUGGCAAGGUUAUUGGAGCUAUAAUCGGUUGACGGAUGACUGGGGCGAGUUCGGGUUGAAGAAUGACCGGCCGUUCUAUUGGAGUAGGGUGAAGAGUUAUGGGAUGAGUUGGGAGGAGAGCGGGAUGAAGUGCUAA